Molecule: messenger RNA, 3688 nt
Organism: Linum trigynum
Lineage: Eukaryota; Viridiplantae; Streptophyta; Magnoliopsida; Malpighiales; Linaceae
Source: the annotation of a GenBank genome assembly
UACUCCAUGACCAUUUAUUGCACCAAUGAUAUACACUCAUUUUACAUAUUGAUUUUGAUCCAUGAUUCCAAAGUUGUUUAUGUUAUUAUGCUUUUUAAACACGGUUUCACAAACACUAUUAGACCGUCAGUAGAGUACGGUUUCACAAACACGGUGAUGAUAAAUCAAAACUUGUAAUACGGGAAAUUACCGAUUGUUGUUGUGGUCAAUUCUCAAUUCCCAACAAAACAAACAAAAGCAGAACAUUUAAUUUGAGGACAGAGCCAAAACAGCCUUCAGAGGUACGUGUCAUGAGACCUUGAAUGCGUUGGCAGACGGAGAGCCCGCGAGCUCACAGUAGUGACCCUGUUCCCUCCAGCACUUGAAUUAGCGGAUUGAACCGGUUGGUUUUUUCUGAAUAGGCCAGUCUGUCGUCUUCCCUGGUUGCUGGCUUGCUGCUGCUACACAACCGUUCUCUCCCCGUUUCGGCCACACACAAAAUCACAAACUUUGCUCUCCCCUGAAGGAAUUCCGAUCCCCCUUCUCCCUCUAUCCAGUUUUUCUAUUAAAAGUUCGGUCCUUUUUGUGAUACAUGGGAUGGCGAAGCCAGAUAUAGUCAUAUAAAUAUGCUUUAUCUGGUGCUAUUGGAUACUGCUGCCUGGUUAAUUGAGGCGUGAAUCCAGUUUUUGGAUUCUCGUCUUCCGGGGGGAAGAAAAGAAGAAGAAAUUCUUUUUUUCUUCUUCUGAUUGUCUCUCCCCCUUCUGCAGGUAUGCUAUUUUCUGGGUUCUCUUUGAUUUCGUGUUUGCCCUAUUGGGUCGCACUAAAUUCUGUUUGUUUUUGGGAAAAAAUGGGGAGAAACUUGUUGCAUAAGUUUUUGUUGUUGUUGUUCGCAUGUUGUGAUGUGCUUCUUUUCUGAUUGGCGGAUGAUAGAAUUUGUUUUGGAUGCUAACAACAUUUGGUUUACGAUAGAAUUUGUUUCUUAAUGGUUUGGCGGUGGAAUGUGUUUGAUUGGUUGCGAUUUGUUUUUGGUGGUCAAAUGUUUAUUGAACUUUUCGACAAUGUAAAUCAAGAAUAUCGGGCCGUGAUUGAAUCUUUGAUCCAGGGACUGGAUUCUGAGGUUCUGUGCGGUUCAUGCAAAUCUGAGGGGAGAGACCUGCUGAUUGAUAUGGAGCUUUGAUUCUGCUGCUGGUUCUGAGAUCGUGAAAGUUUGGACAACUUGGGCAUUCUCUAGGUACCACUGAAAAUCAUUUGGCCUUCUUUGCGGAAGGCUAAUUCGCGGAGAUGACGAGUUAUUUAGGUGUUCAAGUCUCUGAUCCAACGCUGCAGAAUCAGUUCACGCAGGUGGAGCUUCGUAGCCUCAAAUCUAAAUUUACCGCAGUAAAGAACGAGAAAGGUAAAGUUACAAUUGGAGAUUUGCCAUCUUUGCUGGUGACAUUAAAAGCCUUUGCUUCAACAUUCAAGGAGGAAGAGGUUGCAGGCCUCUUAGCUCAAUCCUUUCCUGACUUGACUGUCGAUAUAGACUUUGAAGGGUUUCUCAGGGUGUACUUGAAUUUGCAAGGUCAAGCUAAUGCUAAAUCAGGGCAUUCAAAAACAGCCUCAGCAUUCCUCAAGGCAUCAAUAACCACUCUGCUUCACACUAUUAGCCAUUCUGAGCGAGCAUUAUAUGUAGCUCACAUAAACAGUUACCUUGAGGAUGACCCAUUUCUGAAGCAGUUUCUUCCCUUGGAUCCAGCGACAAAUGAUUUAUUUGAUCUUGCGAAGGAUGGAGUUCUUCUAUGUAAGCUUAUCAAUGUUGCUGUGCCUGGGACUAUUGAUGAGCGGGCAAUCAAUUGUAAAAAGAUUCUUAACUUGUGGGAGAGGAAUGAGAACCACACCCUUUGCCUUAACUCUGCAAAGGCUAUCGGUUGCACAGUGGUUAACAUUGGUACACAGGACUUGGUGGAAGCAAGACCUCAUCUUGUGCUUGGUUUAAUUUCUCAGAUUAUAAAGAUUCAAUUGUUAGCAGAUCUCAACCUCAAGAAGACCCCUCAGCUUGUGGAAUUGGUGGAGGACAACACUGAUAUAGAAGAGCUCAUGAGCUUGGCCCCUGAAAAGCUCUUAUUGAAAUGGAUGAAUUUCCAUCUGGGCAAAGCAGGCUAUGAAAAACGUGUUUCAAACUUCUCUUCCGACUUGAAGGAUGGAAGGGCUUAUGCCUACCUUCUUAAUGUACUUGCACCAGAGCACUGCAAUCCAGCUACAUUGGACGCUAAGACUGCGCUUGAGAGGGCUACACUAGUACUUGAUCAUGCUGAGAAAAUGGGCUGCAAACGGUAUUUGAAACCAACUGAUAUUGUUGAAGGCUCAUCAAAUCUGAAUCUUGCCUUUGUAGCACAAAUAUUUCAUCGAAGGAGUGGCCUGAGUACAGAUGGCAAAAAGUAUGCUUUUGCAGAGAUGAUGACAGAUGAUGUGCAAACAUCCAGAGAAGAGAGAUGCUUUAGAUUGUGGAUCAAUAGUCUUGGAGCUACCUAUUGUAACAACGUGUUUGAGGAUGUUAGGAAUGGGUGGAUACUUCUUGAAGUACUUGACAAGAUUAAACCCGGAUCAGUUAACUGGAAGCAUGCCACAAAACCUCCCAUCAAAAUGCCAUUCAGGAAAGUGGAGAAUUGCAAUCAGGUCAUAAAGAUUGGGAGGCAGUUGAAGUUUUCACUUGUUAAUCUAGCUGGCAAUGAUUUUGUGCAAGGAAAUAAGAAACUCAUACUCGCUUUCUUAUGGCAAUUGAUGAGAUAUUCCAUGCUUCAACUUUUGAAGAACUUGAGAUCACACUCUCAAGGGAAGGAAGUAACUGAUACAGAUAUCUUGCAUUGGGUGAAUAAAAAAGUUCGAAGUAUGGGGAGAGCUUCCCGGAUUGAGAAUUUCAAGGAUAAGAGCAUAUCAAAUGGUAUAUUCUUCCUUGAGCUUCUCAGUUCUGUGGAACCCAGAGUUGUAAACUGGAACCUUGUCACGAAGGGCGAAAGUGAUGACGAAAAGAGACUGAAUGCUACAUACAUUAUCAGCGUGGCCAGGAAACUUGGCUGUUCCAUUUUCGUGUUGCCAGAAGACAUUAUGGAGGUGAACCAGAAGAUGAUUCUGACGCUAGCGGCGAGCAUUAUGUACUGGAGCCUCCAAAAAGCAGUGGAAGAAGGGGAGUCGCUGUCCCCGGCACCUUCCAGUUGCAACACAUGCAACGCUACACCUGAUGCAUCCCCGGCCCCUUCAGUUUGUGGUGAAGAUGAAAGCUCUUCCAUCGCCGGUGAUGUAUCUAGCUUGACCAUCGACGAUGCCGCCUCAGACACCACAGUUUCCUCAUCUCCUUUUGACAAUGAGGAAGUCACCUCUGCAGGAGGGGAGUGAUCUCAACCAGAAAAAGAAAAAUAUGUAAAAAGAAAAGAAUCUCAAACUGAAGUCAAACGGGUUUUGUGAUAUACAAGGCAAUAUACAUGUGCAGUAGAAAGAAAACGUGUUGAAAGUCCAUGAUAUCAUCCCUUCAGUCAGAAUCACAAAGGGGAAAAAGUGAACAAGGCGGGAAACUUGGGGAUGAGGAAAGGGGUAAUACGAUUUUGUAGUUGCAUUUCAACUCGUGAAAGAAUAUGACAGAACAAGUUUGGCUUCUUUUCAUUUGCAGAGUAGGAUUGUAACAUGCAUCAUUCUUUGGACAUGAUUGAACUUGUCAUCAGCACACAGCACCUUAAUA